CCCACGCAACAAAAUACCCGGCAAUGAUACAGAGCCUCAGUUUCCCUCUUCUCCUGAAUCACGCCUUAUUGUUACUCCUGUUACUCCGCUAUACACAGUCGUCCAGACCUCACUUUGACGGACUACAACCAAGAACACAACUUCUUUGACACAGCCCACAAUGCCAAUCAGCCUUUGCCGCACUACCUAACACUUCACUUGCGCUAUCACGACCCGUAUUCAUACUCUGAAACGAAUAAUAAGAUUCACGAGUAGAAUACACCUGAACUGCGCAGUGGUAAGUUGACAUACGUUAACAAAAACCACGGAGAAUGGAAUAACUAAUGAAAGUAUGAAAGUCACGGCAGGUGCGCACAUGUGUACCGAUCACAAAUAACCAUGUGCGUUGAAGACUUGGCCUACUGCCCCUUCUGCGGCUGCAGACGCCGGAUCAACUGGACCCGCUGCGAACUAUACGUCAAGGGUUUCAAGGUGGCCUGGCACAAGCAUACCAACAUCUUGGAGAACCCAUGCUUUCCCAACCCGGAGUUUUGUCCCCGUCGCCGCAAGAACUUGAAAGUCCCCAUCCGCCCCGGUGCCUGUCCGUGUGGCCCUGCCGUUUUUCGGGAGACGAAUGAUGGAGGUGACUGCAGCUCGCAAGACGCUUGCAGUUCCCUGGACGACGACAUCUCGCUGGAUGACGACAGCUCCCUAUAUGACAUUGUAAGCCCUCGAUAUCUCAAUGGGGUCUCUCAAGACGCCAAAGGCAGCACCCGAGACGGCAAUGAUGGAGCCACCGACGAACCAGAGGGCAGUGAGAUGUACAGGUACAAGAACUGGUGUGAUAAAGUGCCGCUCUACAUCGAAAGGGACCCCCCCACAGAGAAGAACGAGGAUGAGGAUGAUGGCCGUCACAAGAACCCGUCCGGUGUCGUCUCCGGCUGUCUUGGCCACCAGCUCCGCGCCGCAAUGGUGAUGCAGAGGAACGGUGACUGGGAAAGGACUUGGAGCCAUCGCGCUGUGAGACUCCGAAGGGGUCCGAGUCGAAUGAUCGUCCUCGGAAGGUGGCCGGAAGAGGACGCGCUGCAGGUUGAACCUCGACGCAGUAAUGCAACACCCUUGCCUAACGGUCAGACCCGGGAGGGCAGCGGCGGCCAGAAGGAACUCGAAAAUCAGAAAGAUCGAGAGGACCACGAUGAUUCGGAUGAUCAGGAUGAUCAGGAUGACCAGGAUGACCAAGAUGGCCAGGGUGGACAGAGAGGUCAGCGCCAACCGCCUCCCCGGCCAAAUGCCCAGCGGCGAAAUACCAACCAGGUGCAGCAGGCUCAGGGUGGCGCUCGAGCAAGGGCUCAGGGUGGCAGGCACAUCAGGUGGGUUGAUGACAUGCCGACUCGACGCCAUCCGUAUGCCGGACAGGCCGGACAACCUGGACAACUCGCACAGCCUGGACGACCUGGACAGCCCGGACAAGGGCAAAAUCAUCAAGGCGUCGGGCCUCAGACCCCGACCCAGGACAACAACCAAGGUCCCCCUAGACAACGCAAUAAGAUAGCGAUUGUUCGGCCGGGCGGAGUGAUGCGUCACAGGACUUUCAACGGGCCGCUAGUGUUGCCCCGACGAUAGACAUGGGAGUCGACUGAAGUCCCCCGGGCCGGCACAUACAACUUCCGCAACAAGUGUCGCAUGGUUCAUGAACAUUUUCGCUGCCGCCAUGGCGCGUAGCUUUGGGUUCGGAUGCUUUGGAGAGGGGGU
This is a messenger RNA of Sodiomyces alkalinus F11, 1731 nucleotides long. RefSeq lists its product as hypothetical. The record is from RefSeq and is a predicted model, not a curated record. NCBI's taxonomy places the organism in Eukaryota, Fungi, Ascomycota, Sordariomycetes, Glomerellales, Plectosphaerellaceae. The coding region runs from base 379 to 1602 and encodes 407 amino acids. The transcript has a single exon.